Rotaria socialis is the source of this 1329-nucleotide messenger RNA. The record is from the annotation of a GenBank genome assembly. NCBI's taxonomy places the organism in Eukaryota, Metazoa, Rotifera, Eurotatoria, Philodinida, Philodinidae.
AUGAGCAGACUUCAUUCGGCUGCGGCUCGUCAAACACUAGUACACCCAAAUGCUGUUAGUCCAACGGUGGACCACAACGACCCUCUUUUCUCACAAGGUGCAUCACUUCGUGAUCCGUCGACUGCAUCAAUAAAUGAUAUUGGAUUUUCAAAAGUUCUAGGCAAGGAUGGUGAUGUACAAGAACAUACUGUAAUGCAAGUUGAAAUUGAAAAUGAACCGUUAAUGCAACAAGAAAAACGAUCAAAACUAGCCAGUAAAAAUGCACUUUUAACACAACGAUGGCAAACAAUACUAGUUGUGACUGUAGUCCUUACAGCAUUAGCUGCUGGAAUCGGUGGUCUCGGCUAUUGGAUAUCGAUUCCAAAAGUCAUUACACAACCUUUUUUGCUCUAUGGAGCAUCAUGCUAUAUGAAUUCUCGUUCGUGUGAUGCAACACGAUUUCUUUGGUGUCCAGCUGGUACAUGUGUAUGUACAGGUAACUAUCAAUGGAAUGUAACAGCACAGAAUUGUUCAUGUGGUGUCUAUCAAAAAUGGACUGGUUUUAAAUGUCAAGAUUAUGGAUAUUAUGGUGAUCCUUGUAAUUCAGUACCUUGUCAACCGACUUUAACAUGCAUGCAAGUUAUCAAUCAAACAUAUACCACAAGCCAAGAUAUUUGCGUUUGUGAUAGCGUAACUUAUUUAGAAACAGUUGGCGUCAAUAGUGGAACUUGUGUUUCUCAAUUAACAUAUAAUGCUUCUUGCCUAACAAACUCCGAUUGUAAAUCUGCGCUCGGUCUUUCUUGUGCCAAUGUUGGAGGAAUACUCCAAUGUCAAUGUUCAUCCACAGCUUAUUGGAAUGGAUCCUAUUGUAGCUCAAAUGCUCUUGGUGGACAACCUUGCAGCGUAUCUGUGCCAUGUGAUACUAAAAGAGGUCUAACUUGUACAGCAGGUAUUUGCGAAUGCGAUUCAUAUAGUUAUUGGGAUAAUGUUACAACAGAAUGGUGUCAAGAAAAAAAAACUUAUGCCAUUGGAUGUCAAUAUAGUUUUCAGUGUAAUACAACAGUUAAUCUUUCGUGUCCAUCUACGCCCACAGGCUGUGAUUGCCCGACGGCAUCAUCUGCCGGUAUGUGCGAUUGUGCAUCGACUACUUUCUGGGACGGACAACGAUGUUCAGCAAGACAUUCAUUCAAUGGAACAUGCCCAGGACAAUAUGCUUGCACUGCAAAUCUUGUUUGCUAUUUAGGACAUUGUAUAUGUCCAGGAAAUAUGGUAUGGAAUACUCCGACGCCUAAUACAUGCGCCUGUUCCCUAGGGACUACUUGGAAUAGUACCACUAGCACGUGUGCUUAA